AUGCAUGCGACGCUGGAAAAGGAUACGGCGCUGCUGAUCUCUGCUACCCUCGAGACCAUCGCGAACCCAUCACGGGCUGGCAUGAAGCUCGCCGCCACCCUCAUCGGACUCUCCUUCGCCACCCUCGGCGCCGCCCAGGCUGCCCUUUGCGAGGUUAUGUGCUUCAACGAGGUCAUGAACCACCCCGAUGCCGCCACUUGCGAGGAGCCCGACAUGUACUACUGCUUCUGCCGCGUGCCCUCUCUCUCCCAGGCCUACAGGAACUGCGCUUGCCGCACCUGCCCCUCCGUCCUUAACCAGGUCAUCGACGACGGCCUCGAUCUUUGCGAGGAGCUCGACUCCCCCAUCGUCAACUUUGACCGCACCUGCCCUUAA
Molecule: messenger RNA, 375 nt
Organism: Parascedosporium putredinis
Lineage: Eukaryota; Fungi; Ascomycota; Sordariomycetes; Microascales; Microascaceae
Source: the annotation of a GenBank genome assembly